Erigeron canadensis is the source of this 2684-nucleotide messenger RNA. Its product is annotated as protease 2. Lineage: Eukaryota; Viridiplantae; Streptophyta; Magnoliopsida; Asterales; Asteraceae. Gene Ontology annotation, molecular function: serine-type endopeptidase activity. The transcript is spliced from 11 exons. Gene Ontology annotation, biological process: proteolysis. The coding region runs from base 62 to 2419 and encodes 785 amino acids. The record is from RefSeq and is a predicted model, not a curated record.
AGCAAAAGUGUAAAACCCCUUAAACCACUUCCGGCACCACCAGUCCACCACCACCACCAUCAUGCAGCAUUUCUUCACAACCCUCCGUCACCGCCCCCACCACCACCACCGUCGCUACCUUCUCGCUAUACACUUCGCGUCAGCUCACCACAAACCCCACAAACCACCGCCGCCACCGCCAACACCCCCAAAACCACCACAAAGAAUCUCCAAAUUCACACUCCAUGAUUACACAUGGGAAGACCCAUAUAGCUGGAUGUCUAAUUUAAACGAUAAAGUAGCUAUGCGUCACAUGGAUGUUUGUAUGGAACAAGAAGAGAAGUAUACUGAAGCCGUUUUAUCCGAAACCGAUCGUCUUCAAUCCAAACUUCAAUCCGAAAUGGCCUCCCGCAUUUCUUCUCACCUGUCUACCCCUCCUUUUCAUUGGGGCCCUUGGUUGUAUUAUAGACGAAUGGAAGAAGGAAAGCAAUAUCCGGUACUAUGUAGGAGAUUAGCUAGUCUAAAUGAGGAGUUCAUUUCACAUAAAAAUCCAACAGGUGGGUUUGAUUAUACUUCUGGGAAAAGGAUUGAACAAAAGCUUAUUGAUUACAAUCAAGAGGCAGAAAGAUUCGGAGGUUAUGCUUAUGAGGAGGUGUCAGAAGUGUCUCCUGAUCAUCGAUAUAUAGCCUACACCAUGUAUGAUAAGGACAAUGAUUUCUUCAAGUUAUGUGUGAGGGACUUGAAUUUUGGUUCGCUGUGUAGUAAGCCACAAGCUGAUUGGGUCUCUAAUGUGGCUUGGGCUAAGGGUGGUCAAGCAUUGUUGUAUGUUGUUACAGAUCAAAACAAGAAACCUUACAGGUUAUAUUGUAGCAUGCUUGGAUCAAAGGAUGAAGAUGUGAUGCUUUUAGAAGAACCAAAAGAAAAUGUCCAUAUUAACAUUCGACAUACCAAAGAUUUCUUCUAUGUGACUGUAAAUGUAUUUUCAACCACGUAUUCGAAGGUGUUUCUGAUCAAUGCAGCUGAUCCAUUAUCUGGUCUGACACUAGUAUGGGAGUGCGAAGCCUGCACACAUUGUAUUAUUGAACAUCAUCAAGGCUAUCUUUAUCUUUUUACCAAUGCUGAUAGAGCUGGGCAGUCGGUUGAUUGCCAUUAUCUCCUUCGCAGUCCCCUGCCAUCUUCUGGUUCUAAAAAGUGGGAGAAUGUAUUUAUUGAUGAUAGAGACUUGAUUAUCGAGGAUGUUGACUUCUGUGACUCACACAUGGUACUUAUCGUCAGAGAAGGUGGAAGAUUCCGACUAUGCUCAGUUGAACUGCCUAUGUCAAACAAUAGGGAUGCGGUCCAUCUCAGGGAGUUGUGUCCACAUUUUCUACCUCUUCCAGAGUCUGUUUGCCAGAUAUCGCCUGGAUCGAAUUAUAAUUUUUAUUCCUCAAUCAUGCGGUUUACAAUUUCAUCACCUGUGAUGCCUGAUGCAGUAGUUGAUUAUAAUUUAUUAAAUGGGAAAUGGGAAAUUAUUCAACAACACAACUUACUCCAGGAGAGAACCCGUGUUUUGUAUGGCACAACUUCUACUGGUAUGAAUAUAUCAAUCCCCAAUACGGAAGUUAAUGCAGAAAAUAAUCACACUUGGAAUGAUCUAUCCGAGUUUUAUGCUUGCGAACAACAUGAAGUCACAUCUUUUGAUGGAGUCACGGUCCCCUUAACAAUUGUCUAUUCACACAAAAGAAAAAAGGAAGGUCAAAGUCCAGGGUUGCUUCAUGGACAUGGUGCUUAUGGCGAAUUACUUGACAAAAGGUGGCGUAGUGAGUUAAAGAGCCUUCUCGAUCGUGGUUGGGUUAUCGCAUACGCAGAUGUUCGGGGUGGGGGUGGCAGAGGAAAGAUGUGGCAUGAAGAUGGUAGACGUACUAAAAAGUUUAAUUCCAUAAACGAUUAUGUUUCGUGUGCCAAAUUUCUUGUUGAAAAGGAGAUCGUGCACCAACACAAGCUUGCUGGUUGGGGAUAUAGUGCUGGAGGUCUCUUGGUUGCUUCUGCUAUUAAUUGCUGUCCAGAUUUAUUUCGUGCUGCAGUUCUAAAGGUUCCAUUUUUGGACCCGUGUAACACUCUUGUGUACCCCAUUUUACCACUUACUCCUGUUGACUACGAAGAAUUUGGGUACCCUGGUGACAUCGAGGACUUUGAAGCCAUAAGAAAGUUUUCUCCCUAUGAGAACAUUCAAAAGGGUGUUCUCUAUCCAGCAGUUUUGGUCAGCUCGUCUUUUAAUACAAGAUUUGGAGUAUGGGAAGCCGCAAAAUGGGUUGCACGUGUACGUGAACACGCCAUUUAUGAUCCAAACCAUCCCAUCCUUCUUAAUUUAACAGCGGAUAUAGUGGAAGAGAACAGAUAUUUACAGUGCAAAGAGUCUGCUUUGGAGGCUGCUUUUCUCUUGAAGAUUAUGGAUUCUUAGACACAUUUAACAGGUUAUAUCGAUUUUGAUGGUUAGGUUAAUUGUUAAAUUUGUUUGAAGGCGAAGAAGAUGCCAUAAUCUUUUAUUGAGAUCAAAUAGAUACAAUUCUGUAUAGUCAUCAUAGUCUUUUAAUCUCAUAGUUGGUUUACCAAAAAAGCAAGACUUUUGGGAAGCUUUAUGAUGAGUUGGUCAACUGAACUUUGUUACUGUGUAAAGUGAGCACCUUUUGAAGACAAUGGACUAAAACCAUAAUAAGUUUGUCAAA